ACGUGGCCUCACAAGAUGGCGCCCUCGUGCCAGACGGGCGAGCUAGUGAGAGUGGGGCGCGGCGGACUUCUGUCGCGCUCUAACCGCGUGUUCUGUGUCCGCGCGCUGCGUGCGUGGAGGAGCGGCGGGAUGUGCACGUAGAAGAGCGGGAACGAGGCGCGCUCGCUCCGUGUCCGAGAGGGAGGCUUUGUCCGCGCGCGCCGACCACCUCGUCAAAAUGGCCCAGCAUGUGUUCGAUAACGAUGAAUACCGACCACCUGUGUGGAAAUCCUACUUGUAUCAGCUCCAGCAGGAAGCACCCCAUCCCCGCCGUAUCACCUGCACUUCUGAGGUGGAAAAUCGCCCCAAAUAUUACGGAAGGGAAUUCCAUGGUAUGAUUUCCAGAGAAGAAGCUGAUCAGUUGCUGAGCAUUGCAGAAGGAAGCUAUCUCAUCCGGGAGAGUCAGAGGCAGCCAGGCACUUAUACUUUAGCUUUACGCUUUGGGAAUCAGACGAAGAACUUCCGCUUGUACCACGAUGGGAAGCACUUUGUCGGGGAAAAACGCUUUGAAUCCAUUCAUGACCUGGUGACAGAUGGCCUCAUUACAUUGUACAUUGAGACCAAGGCAGCCGAGUACAUCUCUAAGAUGACCAUCAACCCCAUCUAUGAGCACGUAGGUUACACCACGCUGAAUCGUGAGCCUGCCCCCAAGAGGCACAUGCCUGUCCUCAAAGACCUGCCAGAUGGGAAGGAAGAAGUUGCCCUGGAGGAGAGGCUCACCUCGCUGGUCCGCCGAGCGACACUGAAGGAGAACGACCGUACACCCAAGUAUGAGAAAGUGCACAACUUCAAGGUGCACACAUUUCGGGGGCCCCACUGGUGUGAAUACUGUGCCAAUUUCAUGUGGGGACUGAUUGCUCAGGGAGUCAAAUGUGCAGACUGUGGUUUGAAUGUCCAUAAGCAGUGCUCCAAGGUGGUUCCUGAUGACUGUAAGCCAGACCUGAAGCAUGUGAAGAAAGUGUACAGCUGUGACCUGACCACCCUGGUAAAGGCCCAUAACACCAAGAGGCCCAUGGUGGUAGACAUGUGCAUUCGUGAGAUCGAGUCACGAGGUCUGAAGUCUGAGGGGCUGUACAGAGUAUCAGGAUUCAGUGAUUUAAUUGAAGAUGUCAAGUUGGCGUUUGACAGAGAUGGUGAGAAGGCAGAUAUCUCUGUGAAUGUUUAUGAAGAUAUUAAUAUCAUCACUGGUGCACUUAAACUGUACUUUAGGGAUUUACCGAUUCCUGUCAUCACAUAUGAUGCCUACCCCAGAUUCAUUGAGGCUGCAAAGCUGACGGACACUGAUGAGCGGCUGGAGGCCCUGCAUGAGGCCUUGAAGCUCCUGCCGCCUGCACACUGUGAAACACUGAGAUAUCUCAUGGCUCACUUGAAGAGGGUGACCCAGCAUGAGAAGGACAACCUGAUGAACGCGGAGAACCUGGGCAUUGUCUUCGGUCCCACCCUCAUGCGUGCCCCAGACUUGGAUGCCAUGACAGCACUGAAUGACAUCCGCUACCAACGGCAAGUGGUGGAGUCGCUCAUCAAAAAUGAGGACAUUUUGUUCUGAAAAGGGAUCAAUUCAACAUAGCAAAUGAAGGAAUCACAUUUUGAUAUCUAGCAGCUUGAUGCUGUCUUGCAUUUUUUGUGUAAAAGGCUUGAAUAUGAAGGAACAUUUUUAUCAUUGUACAUCUUUUUCUCACUCCCGAUGGACCAGUACUGUAAAUACCUUUUUCUUCCCCUUUUGAUGGGUGUGGAUUAUGUACCUUAAAAUUAAGUUUUGCAUGUUUGCCUCCCCAUUUUUGUCGGGGGUUGUUUCAGGACUAAAAUUGGCGGAGUGUCUUUCUUGGAUAGUCUUCUAGGGAGUAUCCAGCAUGAGUUUAGCAUUUUUGCAGUCUAAAGCAUUGUGGCUCUGCUUUCAUUGUCCUGUGGAUGUAGCUCAUUGUAGCCCAGUUGUUUUUGUGAAACACUAUAUACCUAUAUGUGAAAUAGAAUACUGUAUUUUUUUUAUACCUUUGUGAAGAUUCCAGACUUUUUUUUUUUUAUACACAGUACUUAUUUAGCUGGACUUUACAGCCGCUUUCUAACAUAAUUUAAGGAAUCUGUUUUUUUUUUUUUUUUCCCUGAAAUAUUUGGCCUUCAAAU
This is a messenger RNA of Scleropages formosus (Asian bonytongue), 2160 nucleotides long. It is a transcript of the gene chn1, whose product is annotated as chimerin 1. Bases 218 to 1585 code for a protein of 455 amino acids. The transcript has 14 exons. The record is from RefSeq and is a predicted model, not a curated record. Lineage: Eukaryota; Metazoa; Chordata; Actinopteri; Osteoglossiformes; Osteoglossidae. Gene Ontology annotation, molecular function: GTPase activator activity. Gene Ontology annotation, biological process: positive regulation of GTPase activity; signal transduction; regulation of small GTPase mediated signal transduction.